GUCGAGCUUAGUAUAAUUUAAUACUUACGAAUAACGGCAAGCAUCAGAGUUGACUUGGAUUAUCAUAUGAAGUAGUAAUAAUGGAACAUAAUUCAUUGUUGAAUAGCAUCAUAAACAUUAGUAGUACUGUCAAUGCUCAACCGCUACAAAUGAGUGAAUACAACCAUAAUGAUAAUAUUAGCCUUAUGAAUCGUAAUAUAACAUCGGAGAAUUUUCAUGACCUCUUCUCAUCACGUGAUCUAUCAUCUUUGAAUAUCUUACAGAAUGUUGCAAGUAGUCUUUUAAAUCAUAACAUUCCUAACACAACACCUAGUGAUUUCAACCAGCUAAUCAUGUCCAACUGGAAAUUAUUCAGUGAACAGUAUAAAUCUAUGAUGAUGAAAGUUCUCUCCAACCAAGCAUAUUCCCCAGUCACCAGUAACAAUAAUAAUAGUAAUAACAGCAAUAAUGUGAAUGAAGAUAUGCGAACUAUGAUGAUGGUGAUGUGUGAAUCGGCCAAUCGAAGCCUACACGCUCCCACAAACAGUCACUCAAAUCCUGUCACCGCUGCAACUCCUCUAACAUGGUCUAACCAAUACGGGUUGAUAAAUAGUGACAAGUGUAACAAUCCAAUAACGCCUACACCGAUGACGCCAACAACAAUAACACCAACAACACAUAUCCAUGGUAAAGUGAACAGUAAACAUAUACACCUAGAAACGCAACCGAAUGAUGUUGAGCAUAUGGAUCAUAUGCUGCGAAUGUUACCAGGGAAUAAUUCCUGCCUAUUUCUAUCGAAACCACCUUACUCUUAUAUAGCAUUAAUUGCUAUGGCGAUUAAAUAUGCACCGGGUCAGAAAAUCACUCUGAAUGGUAUUUAUCGGUUUAUCAUGGAACACUUCCCAUAUUAUCGUGAUAAUCGUCAAGGUUGGCAAAAUUCAAUCAGGCAUAAUUUAAGCCUGAAUGAUUGUUUUGUUAAAUUACCACGGGAUAAAAGUAGGCCAGGGAAAGGGAAUUAUUGGACAUUAUCAACAAGCGCAGAUGAAAUGUUUGAACAUGGAAAUUAUAGACGUCGAAAAAGACGUACUAAAUCGUCAAUAUUUUCACCAACUUCACUGUCUAUAUCACCACAAACUUUGCCUUCGUCAACAUGCACAGCAGUGGAAGCACCAGCACCAACACCAACAGGAUCAAUAGUAUCUCCUCCUAGGGGAAGAUCAUCUUUAUCUGCUAUUUCGUCAAGAAUAUCAGAAUUUAUUAAUUUACCUAAAGAAUUAAUUAUUCCAACAGAAGGUGAUUUACACUCAUCUGCUUCAUCGUCUUUGUCCUCGUCGUCCUCUUCCCAUUCUUCCGCCUCACCAUCUUCAGCAUCCUCUUCCUGUUCAACAGCAUCUUCUAUAUCAAGGAUGCCAGUUGACACAACUACGUUGCAACAAACACUUGUGCAGUAUGAUGAAAACAUCUCAAAGAAUAUUAAUUAUAAUUUCUCCUAUAAUCAAUGUUCAGAUUCAUUAAAUCUAUUCACAAAUUCUUUCAAUACAAUGUAUAAUCCAUCAGCAUGGACUACUAAUAUUGACAAUAUAAGUAGUAAAUGCAUGCAGUAUCAAAUAUCUUCAAAUCGUAAAAUGUAUCCAAAUGGAACGAAUAAUAAUAAUAGUUCGUCGGAGGAGGAAGAGAACCGAUUGAAUACAUCCAGUUCAACUGAGACAACGAAUCGUUCGAACUUCUCUACACACAAUAGCAAUAAUACUGCCAAUGGCAUGGUGAAUUGUUUACCGAAUUUUUCAAUUCAAUCAUUAAUCGGCAGCGGAAAACCACAUACAGCAACAGUGACGACAACAACAACAGCAGCUACUGAAGAGAGUUAGGAUAUCAAAUAGCAUUCUCCGUGUGUGUGUGUGUGUGUGCGUCUACAUCUGGGAGUCUAAAGUUGUUGCUUCGUUGUUUAUUGUCUAAAAAUGUGAUUACUGUUCAGUGUGAUCAAAUACUGUCUGCCUCCCUAUCUGCUUACAUGACUGACUACUGUUCAUUCUCUGUGAUCUAACAAUGUAUGUUUGUGUUUGUGUGUAUGUGUGUGUGUGGACAGGUGAAUUGAUGACUGAGUAACAUGUAUUCUUCCUUUUGUUUUGGAAUGUUAAUGAUAAUAACAACAAUAAAAUAUGACAAGAAUAAGUAAACUGUAUUAAAAUUAAGGAAAAACUUAUUUAUAUAUAGAUCUUGCUUUCAGCCUUCCUUUUAAUGAUGCAAUAAAAGUGUAUUCUAUGCUCCAUUCAUUCUACUCAUAUUAACUUUCUUUCGACACUGAAUACUGGCUGAUUGACACGUUGAAUCAAUUAGUUUAUUUGGAACAUUGUACAUUUAUGAAUUGAUGCAUUAUACACAUACAUACUUCCUUACCCCCUCCUAUGCCUCCGUCUGUCCAUUUUUCUAUUCCACUGUGUCUCUCUCACACACUCCUUACUCAGUCGCCUACUUCAACAAUUUAACAUUUUUUGAUAUAAAAAGUUUGUUAAAAAAUGGAAUAAUAAGACCAUUUGAAAUCGAGGAAC
Molecule: messenger RNA, 2528 nt
Organism: Trichobilharzia regenti
Lineage: Eukaryota; Metazoa; Platyhelminthes; Trematoda; Strigeidida; Schistosomatidae
Source: the annotation of a GenBank genome assembly